Oncorhynchus keta (chum salmon) is the source of this 1039-nucleotide messenger RNA. Its product is annotated as 60S ribosomal protein L37a-like. Lineage: Eukaryota; Metazoa; Chordata; Actinopteri; Salmoniformes; Salmonidae. Gene Ontology annotation, biological process: translation. Gene Ontology annotation, cellular component: ribosome. Bases 19 to 309 code for a protein of 96 amino acids. Gene Ontology annotation, molecular function: structural constituent of ribosome. The record is from RefSeq and is a predicted model, not a curated record. The transcript has a single exon.
UACGUCUCCAGAACUACAAUGGCCAAGCGCAUGGCCAAGCGCACCAAGAAGGUGGGGAUCGUGGGUAAAUACGGCACGCGUUACGGCGCGUCGCUCAGGAACAUGGUGAAGAAGAUUGAGAUCAGCCAGCACGCCAAGUACACCUGCUCCUUCUGUGGCAAGACUAAGAUGAAGAGGAGGGCAGUUGGUAUCUGGCACUGUGGGUCCUGCAUGAAGACUGUUGCUGGAGGCGCCUGGAUACACAACACGAAGUCUGCAGUCACGGUGAAGUCGGCCAUCAGGAUACUGAAGGAGCUGAAAGACCAGUAGACUGUUACCGGAGAAUCAGACUGUCACUUUUGUGUACAGUUUGACCUGGACGCUGUGUCGAACAUCUACCACAAUAAAAAGCAGUCUGGAGCGGAACACCGGAGUCUACUUGUACUACUUGUGUUGCUGUUAGUACAGCCCUGUGUGUUGCCUGCAACGUGAGUUACUUGGCGCUGAUGUUAACUCCUACAGUCCCACUUCUAGCCCCUUUAAAAUAUAUAUAUUGUUGGAGCUCCAGACUUCUGGUUUGUUCCAUUGGUUUUCUGUAUGAUUAACAAGCUCUUAAAAGCAAUGAAAAUCUCAUCCAAAACGAAUGCAGUGGAAACAUUACAGAAGAUAACAUGGUAAAACACUUAAUUGUGAAGCUAAAUAUAAAGGGCUGGACAUGCAGAUAAGAGUGAUUAAUUGAUGGGGUCUGACUGAUGGGUUACAGUGCAUUUGGAAAGUAUUCAGACAUUUUGUUACGUUAAAGACUUAUUUUAAAAUGGAUUUAAUAGUUUUUUCCCCUCAAUUGACACACUACCCCAUAAUGACAAAGCAAAGAAAGGCUUUUGGAAAAAGAAAAAAAAGAAACAAAACUAAUCACAUUUACAUAAGUAUUCAGACCCUUUACUCAAAUCCCCGAGCUUUCUUGAAGCACCUUUAGUAGCGAUUACAGCCUUGAGUCUUGGGUAUGAUGCUACAAGCUUUUACCUGUAUUUGGGGAGUAAAAAAUAAAAUGUUAUUGAUC